AUGGAUGAUAGGAAGCAUAGAGUCAAAGGAUUGGUGAAGAAAGUAAACAAUCAUUCUCAUCAUCUUUUUCUUGUGGUAAAUCCACAGGCCAAGGUAGAGUCUUGGCACAGAAUAUUUUCUCAGAGUCUUGGACUCUUGGGUUCACCUUAUUCAGGCACCGCCAACCAAAUCCUACUAACCGCCCAUCCAAGUUUGUGGCCGAGGUUUAGGGUCAGAACAAGAGGUGUCAGACGAGUUUUAGGGAUUCAGAAAAUGCCAAGUUUAGGAACACUGGGCAAUCCGCAGAUAAGGGAGGCUUUGAGUGAUGUACCAGGAGGACUGGAGUCGUUGGAAUGUGUUGGGUUUGAUCUGAGAAAGGAAGGUGGGGAGGUGUGGGCACUUAUGGGAGUCCCUCAGAGGAGCGAAUUGGUCAAAUUAAGAAUGCAAUACUGUUGCUAG
Molecule: messenger RNA, 438 nt
Organism: Ilex paraguariensis (yerba mate)
Lineage: Eukaryota; Viridiplantae; Streptophyta; Magnoliopsida; Aquifoliales; Aquifoliaceae
Source: the annotation of a GenBank genome assembly